AUGCAAUGCGCCGUCAUGAAAUAUUUCAAAGAUGUACCCGUGACGUAUUCUUUUACCAACCGCACCCAUGAAAAGAAACUCUCGCGAGAAGCCUUCGAGUGGCUGGAGAAGCAGGUCCAAAAGCUGGGUAAUAUAAGCCUUUCCGAUGAAGAGUAUCGGUUUCUCAAGACUCAUUGCGAUUAUCUGAAUGCUGAGUACCUGGCGUUCCUCAAGGAGUUCCGCCUUGACCCUCGCCGCCAAGUCAAGAUGACUUUUACGCCCGUCGGGGAUGACACGGGCUCGGCAUCGGACAUUGGUGAUGUUGCUAUGGAAAUUAAGGGUAGUUGGGCCGGCACUAUUCUCUACGAGAUUCCUAUGCUGGCACUGACUUCCGAGGCGUAUUUCCGUUACAUGGACACCGAUUGGAGUUAUGACGGCCAGGAAGAAGCCGCGUUCGACAAGGGAAUGCGCCUACUAGAAGCUGGCUGUGUCGUUUCCGAGUUUGGCACGCGCCGCCGACGCGAUUAUCACACCCAGGCUCUUGUCUUUCGCGGUCUCGUGAAGGCUUCCAAGGAAGCCGAGGCAAAGGGUCUCUCUGGUAAACUAACCGGUACGAGCAACGUCCAUUUGGCGAUGCGAUUCGGCAUCCCCGUGGGCACCGUCGCUCACGAAUGGUUCAUGGGAGUGGCCGCAAUCACGGGUGACUACAAGAACGCAACAGAACACGCGCUCCGCUUGUGGGUCGAUUCCUUUGGUGGGAAGCUUGGCAUCGCCCUGACCGACACUUUUGGCACGCAAGAGUUCCUCAAGGCUUUUAGUCUUCCCGUGACCCCGGCGGAAGAGGGCUUGUCGGUCGAUCGCUUCAAGGACGACAGCGGCAGAGUGCAGACCUACGCAGAGGUCUUCAACGGCGUGAGGCAGGAUUCCGGGAACCCCGCGUCUUUUGUUAAGCUGCUUCGUGACUACUAUGACAAAGCAGGCGUGGUUGGUAAGAAGACAAUCGUGUUCUCGGACUCUCUGGACGUUGAUCGCUGCUUGGAAUACAAGAAACUGUCCGAGGAUCACGGAUUCCAGCCGACAUUCGGUCUUAGCUCCGCGGCCGGAAGGCCCGCUGUCAAGAUUAGUGAUAAUAUUGGCAAGAAUACAGGCGACAAGGACACUGUUCACAGAGUCAAGGAGGAGCUCGGAUACGUUGAGCGCGACUGGGAACAGGGUGACGAGACAGCCCGAUGGGGAAAAUGA
Molecule: messenger RNA, 1221 nt
Organism: Parascedosporium putredinis
Lineage: Eukaryota; Fungi; Ascomycota; Sordariomycetes; Microascales; Microascaceae
Source: the annotation of a GenBank genome assembly